Acinonyx jubatus (cheetah) is the source of this 4406-nucleotide messenger RNA. It is a transcript of the gene LAMB3, whose product is annotated as laminin subunit beta 3. Gene Ontology annotation, biological process: axon guidance. NCBI's taxonomy places the organism in Eukaryota, Metazoa, Chordata, Mammalia, Carnivora, Felidae. The record is from RefSeq and is a predicted model, not a curated record. Gene Ontology annotation, cellular component: basement membrane. The transcript is spliced from 24 exons. Bases 515 to 4033 code for a protein of 1172 amino acids.
AGGAAGGCACUUAAUGGUGUCUGUUCUGGAUGUUCCUACAGCAUCAUUGCCUCCCCAGGAGCCCCCAGCGAACACCAGUCCUCCACUGGAACCAAGUUCCUGAAAGUGUGCCUCAUUUUCUUCAUCUGCAUAGGAAGGAUGAUUAAGUGCCAUCCUCUACAGAGAUGUAUGGCUCCCUUCAACCACCCCACCCAGGACACCCAUGGGCAGCCAGGGACUGAUGAGCUCGCUGUGAGGCCUCUGAGACCGACCCACUUGCCCAGUCCUGUCCUGGGGGGGUGGGGGUGCUGUGACGGCAGAUGGGCGUGCCAGCCGCCAGAUUCCUGAGGCCCGCCCUGCAGUGGGCUACGCCCAGCCAGGGAGUCUCCAGAGGUGAGGCCGUUCUUUAAAAACUGGGAGCCAGGAGAGGAGCCCCCACAUUCAAGGGGUGCUCUCAGAGGCCAUCUGGAGAAAGAAGAGCAAGCAGCACGGAGCAAGGUGAGGGCCUCUGUGGGGAUUCCCCUAUUGGCUGAAAAUGAGGCCACUCCUACUCCUGGGUUUUGUCUUGCCCAGUUUCCUGUGUGCCCAGCAAGCCUGCUCCCGUGGGGCCUGCUACCCACCCGUUGGGGACCUGCUCAUUGGGAGGACCCGGUUUCUCCAUGCUUCAUCCACCUGUGGACUGACCAAGCCUGAGACCUACUGCACCCAGUAUGGCGAGUGGCGGAUGAAAUGUUGCAAGUGUGACUCCAGGUUGCCUCAUAAUUACAACGGCCACCGAGUGGAGAAUGUGGUUUCAUCCUCAGGCCCCAUGCGCUGGUGGCAGUCCCAGAAUGAUGUGAAUCCUGUCUCUCUGCAGUUGGACCUGGACAGGAGGUUCCAGCUUCAAGACAUCAUGAUGGAUUUUAAGGGGCCCUUGCCCGCCGGGAUGCUGAUUGAGCGGUCCGCAGACUUCGGCAACACCUGGCAGGUGUACCAGUACCUGGCUGCUGACUGCGCCUCCGUCUUCCCCCGGGUCCGUCAGGGCCGGCCUCAGAGCUGGCAGGAUGUUCGGUGCCAGUCCUUGCCCCAGAGGCCUAACGGGCAUGUGGACGGGGGGAAGGUUCAACUUAACAUCAUGGAUUUAGCAUCUGGGAUUCCAGCAACUCAAAGUCAAAAAAUUCAAGAGCUGGGGGAAAUCACAAACUUGAGAAUCAACUUCACCAGGCUGGCCCCUGUGCCCCAGAGAGGCUACCAUGCCCCCAGCGCCUACUAUGCAGUGUCCCAGUUGCGUCUACAGGGGAGCUGCUUCUGUCAUGGCCACGCUGACCGCUGUGCCCCUAAGCCUGGAGCCUCUUCCAGCCCCUCUACCACUGUGCAGGUCCACGAUAUCUGUGUCUGUCAACACAACACCGCCGGCCCCAAUUGUGAACGCUGUGCGCCCUUCUACAACAAUCGGCCCUGGAGACCUGCAGAUGACCAGGACCCCCAUGAAUGCCAACCGUGCGACUGCAACGGGCACUCUGAGACCUGUCACUUCGACCCAGCUGUGUUCGCCGCUAGCCAGGGGACGCACGGAGGUGUGUGUGACGACUGCCGGGACCACACCGAGGGCAAGAACUGUGAGCGGUGUCAGCUGCACUAUUUCCGCAACCGGCGUCCUGGAGCUCCCAUUCAAGAGACCUGUAUCCCCUGCGAGUGCGAUCCCGAUGGGGCAGUGCCAGGCGUUCCCUGCGACCCAGUGACUGGGCAGUGCGUGUGCAAGGAGCAUGUGCAGGGGGAGCGCUGUGACCUGUGCAAGCCGGGAUUUACAGGACUCACCUAUGCUAACCCACAGGGCUGCCACCGCUGUGACUGCAACAUCCUGGGGUCUCGUCGGGACAUGCCGUGUGAUGAGGAGAGCGGGCACUGCCUGUGUCUGCCCCACGUGGUGGGCCCCAAAUGUGACCAGUGCGCUCCCUACCACUGGAAGCUGGCCAGCGGUCGGGGCUGUGAGCCGUGUGCCUGUGACCCUCACAACUCCCUCAGCCCCCAGUGCAACCAGUUCACAGGGCAGUGCCCCUGUCGAGAAGGGUUCGGUGGCCUGACCUGCGACGCUGCAGCCCUCCGCCAGUGUCCUGACCGGACCUAUGGAGACACAGGCACAGGAUGCCGUGCCUGUGACUGUGACUUCCGGGGAACAGAGGGCCCAGGCUGUGACAAGGCCUCAGGCCGCUGCCUCUGCCGCCCUGGCUUGACCGGACCCCGCUGUGACCAAUGCCAACGAGGUUACUGUGACCGCUAUCCAGUGUGUGUGGCCUGCCACCCUUGCUUCCAGAGCUACGAUGCUGACCUCCGGGGGCAGGCCUUGCACCUCAGUGGCCUGCGCAAUGCCACUGCCAGCCUGUGGCCAGGGCUGGGUCUGGAGGAUCCUGGCCUGACUGCCCGGAUCAUGGGUGCAAAGAGCAAGAUGGAGCAGAUCCAAGCAAUUCUCGCCAGUGCCUCGGUCACCGAGCAGGAGGUGUCCCAGGUGGCCAAUGCCAUUUUCUCCAUCAGGCGGACUCUCCAGGGCCUGCAGCCUGAUCUGGCCCUAGAGGAGGAGACCUUGUCCCUCCCGGGAGACCUGGAGAAUCUGGACAGAAGCUUCAAUCGCCUGCUCAUUAUAUAUCAGAGCAAGAAGGAACAGUUUGAAAGGAUAAGCAGUACGGAUCCUUUAGGGGCCUUCCGGGUGCUGACUGCAGCCUACCAGCGGUCCUCCCAGGCUGCUCAGCAGGUCUCCGAUGGCUUCCACCUGCUCCUCCAGCUCAGGGACAGCCGGAGAGAGGCAGAGAGGCUGGAGGGGCAGGUGGGAGGAGGAACGGGAGCCGGAGGUCCCCAGCUCGCAGCUCUGAGCCUGGGGAUGGCUUCCUUGCCUGAUCUGAUGCCCACCAUCAACAAGCUCUGUGGGGGCUCCAGGCAGACGGCCUGUACCCCAGGAGCGUGCCCUGGAGAGCUGUGUCCCCGAGACAACGGCACGGCAUGUGGCUCUCACUGCAGAGGCGUCCUCCCCAAAGCGGGUGGGGCCUUCCGGACUGCGGGCCAGGUGGCCAGGCAGCUGCAGGGUUUCAACACCCAGCUCCAGCAGACCAGGCAGAUGAUCAGGGCAGCAGAGGAGGCCGCCUCGAAGGUGCAGUCAGAUGCUCAGCGCCUGGAGACCCAGGUGAGCGCCAGCCGCUCCCAGAUGGAGGAAGAUGUCAGACGCACACGACGCCUCAUCCAGCAGGUCCGAGACUUCCUGUCAGACCCUGACACUGAUGCAGCCACCAUCCAGGAGGUCAGUGAGGCCGUGCUGGCCCUGUGGCUGCCCACAGACUCCGCCACCGUCCUGCGGAAGAUGAAUGAGAUCCAGGCCAUCGCAGCCAGGCUACCCAAUGUGGACCUGGUGCUGUCGCAGACCAAGAAGGACAUUGCUCGGGCUCGCAGGCUCCAGGCUGAGGCUGAGCAGGCCAGGAGCCGAGCCCACGUGGUGGAGGGCCAGGUGGAGGAUGUGGUGGGGAACCUGCGUCAGGGCACAGUGGCACUGCAGGAGGCUCAGGACACCAUGCAAGGCACCAGCCGCUCCCUUCGGCUUAUCCAGGAAAGGGUUGCUGAGGUUCAGCAGGUGCUGGGGCCAGCGGAAAGACUGGUGGCCGGCAUGACGGAGCAGCUGGGUGACUUCCGGGCACGGAUGGAGGCGCUCCGCCUGCAGGCUAGGCAGCAGCGGGCACAGGCAGCUCAGGCCCAGCAGCUCGCGGAAGGCGCUGAACAGCAGGCGCUGAGCGCCCAGGAGGGAUUUGAGAGAAUAAAGCAAAAAUAUGCUGAAUUGAAGGACCAGUUGGGUCGUAGCCCCAUGCUGGGAGAGCAGGGAAGCCGGAUCCUGAGCGUCAAGACAGAGGCAGAGGAGUUAUUUGGGGAGACCAUGGAGAUGAUGGACAGGAUGAAAGACAUGGAGUUGGAGCUGCUUCGGGGGAGCCAGGCCAUCGAGCUUCGCUCGGCAGACCUGACGGGGCUGGAGAAGCACGUGGAACAGAUCCGCGACCACAUCAAUGGGCGUGUGCUCUACUAUGCCACCUGUAAGUGACGUGCCGGCUUCCAGCCCCUGGCCCUGCCCGUCUGCCCUCUUUAAUUCUGGAGGACAGACUGGGUUGGAAUGCUUUCCAGCUCCAGGAGACUUUUAUACAGCCGAAAGCACAGCGUGGUCCACCCCUGGUGUGCAGCUGUUAAGAUUGUUCUGGGCUGCAGCUGAGCCAGAGAUGAUGGGAAAUUACAUUUGAGAGACAGAGAGGGUGGAGGCGGGCCGUGCCUUUGUGACUGGGAGCUCUCAAGUGCAGGGAGCUUGACUGGGCGGCGUGCAUGCCCUUCAUCCUCCACUGAGGCUGAGUCCUGGACGAACCCAAAAUCUUAACAAAAAGUGAUGUACAAACUAAAAGCCCAAUAAAAAUCUUUGGAAAGAA